GGUCGUCGACGACGUCCGUUUCGCAGAGCGGGCGCCAAAACGCGUAUACAUAUCGCAUGUGUCUCAUCAUCAUCAUCAUUUUUUUGGGCCUUUUUUUAAUUGACUGAAAGAAAAAAUCGCAGCGCAUAUAUAAAAUCCUCGUAACUCACAAUAUAUAAUAUCAUAAUAAAUCGAGACCAAAAAUUGUGAAGAAAUAAUAUUAUUUUUUUUAUAUUACUAAAUAGUGUAAAAAUUCCCUGUUUGUCAUUUUUUGACCCCGCGUGUCAAUUAUGAGUUUUUUUAAUAUAGGAACGAUGUGUCAAAUUUUGUUCAUUAAUACAAGUCCAACAAUGCAUGAUUUUAAAACAGGUGAGGACGUUUGAAGCACGCGGACCAGAAGUGUAAACUUGGAAAAAAACUACUCAUCAAUUUUGAGGCAAGACUGAAAACUGGCAAGACGUAAGAAAAAUAGAAACUCGCAAACUACUCAACGAAGAAAGAGAUAAGAAUCGUGGAACAUAAUCUGGAAGACUUGUGCAGAAAAGGAUCAUCAAGGGCGAUUAAAAAAACUUGAGAGACAAGUGCCAUCAGUGAAGCCAACAACUCAAGUGUGACACACUCGGGAUGCGGUGAUGGCUCUUUUGUAUAGAUUCGCGCAGCUACCAGAUCGCGGUGGCACGCGAGUCUUUUCCUUUGUUGUGACAAGAAGUGUCGUCCGUGAUCCCGAAAGGGAUGUCACUAGCAAAGAGCUGGUCUGUGGCUUUCAGAGAUGGGCCGUUGCAUUUUCUCGCGGAGACAAGGUUCUUGGAGUUUAUUUAGUUUGGCGUGGCGCAGCGCCGGGUCUUCGUGUCUACGUGGAUUUUGCAUUCACAAUUCUAAAUCGUCAACAUUUCUCCGAGAAUGAGGGAUUUUCUGGCAAGAGGGUGAAAUUCACUUAUGACGCGCCAGCCCAGGGUAAUCGCAAUUACAUUGCCGUCGCUGAUCUCUACAGUCGUAAAUUUGCCGAUCCGAAUGGCGAAUUUCAAUUGGAAUUGUCCAUGGCAAACGUCAGGACUGUCUACACAGCGGAGGUUAAGCUUCCAACAGGUGUGUUUGUUGGUCAGCCAAAAAGCACAAAACUCGAAACAGGCUAUUUUACAUUUGGUGGAUUCGACUGGAAUUUGGUGAUUUAUCCCUACGGGAAUAAAGAGAGUGAAUCACGUUCAUCACAAGAGAACAGAUUGAGCGUCUAUCUUGUGAGACUAACUGGCUUUGAUCAUCGAUGUCGAGUUAUAUAUAGUGUAACAUUGGGCGAGGGUGAACGGGCAAUCGAAUCGGGGCAAAUAGAAGAUCUCUCCGAUGCUGAGGGUCGUGGAUUUGGAUGGCAUCCACGUGUUCGUUGGUCCGAUAUUCAGCAUAAAGGUGCAUUACGUGUAUCAUUAGAAAUGGUUGAAGCAAGGACAAUUUCUGAAAUCGCCGUACAAGCAUUAGGCUCAUCUACUCUACCAGCGUCACCAUGCUACGAUCGGGAUAAACAAGCCUGGACAAUUAGAGCAGAUCUUCAUUCCGAUACUGUUAGAUUACAUCUCGUCUACAAGGACAUCCACAAUGUUCCACGAAAUCAUUUAAGAUACGUGAGCUGGUCGGCAUACAUGAUGAGAGGUGACGAGCAAGAUCCGGAAGCAAUAAGUUUACCGGGUGCCCCUUUUAGUCGAUAUUACGCGCAGGAACCAGCUGACGAGGGGAUCAUUAUGGAGACGAGUCUCGGUGUCAAUGAAGUUAAGGAUGAACAUUGUCCUUUUGUAACGGACAAGGGUCAAAUUCGUAUCCGAUUAGAAUGGAAUGAGAGUCACCUUUUAUUUCAAGCGACUUAUCAUAAAUACGAUGAUGUUUGUCGUGUGCAUAAUCAACAAAUGCGUCGUGAAAUUGCCACACUACAAGCGGAGAACUAUCAUCUUGAGAGGGAAUUAUUUACAUAUCAAAAGAGUCUUGCAUUUGCGCAACAACAAAAUCAACAAACACAACAAACACCACAUUCAGGACAUCUUGAACGUUCAGCCUCGUCUGACACAGAAUACGCCUGA
Molecule: messenger RNA, 2042 nt
Organism: Leptopilina boulardi
Lineage: Eukaryota; Metazoa; Arthropoda; Insecta; Hymenoptera; Figitidae
Exons: 7
Coding region: 612-2042 (476 amino acids)
Molecular function (GO): protein binding
Source: RefSeq, a predicted model, not a curated record